Molecule: messenger RNA, 3027 nt
Organism: Chanos chanos (milkfish)
Lineage: Eukaryota; Metazoa; Chordata; Actinopteri; Gonorynchiformes; Chanidae
Gene: ldb1b
Product: LIM-domain binding 1b
Exons: 11
Coding region: 31-1368 (445 amino acids)
Source: RefSeq, a predicted model, not a curated record
GAGCAGGAGGAGGGCCUACAGCUAUUGUUCAUGCCUGCCCUGGAAACAAAGGGCUUAACGGGGUCUGUUCGCAGGACCACAGCGGGCUUUCGCCUCUGGAGAGGGCCUUGUAUUAAUAUAACUUCAACGGACUGCUUUACGUGCCGUCUUUUCAAUCGCUGUUCCUCCAAGUCAUUCAAGCUGUACUCCCCAAAGGAGCCCCCCAACGGCAGCGCCUUCCCCCCUUUCCACCCCGGCACCAUGCUGGACAGAGACGUGGGCCCAACGCCCAUGUAUCCCCCCACAUACUUGGAGCCAGGCAUAGGAAGACACACACCGUAUGGGAACCAGACAGACUACAGGAUAUUUGAGCUCAACAAACGGCUACAGAGCUGGUCAGAGGAGUGUGAUAAUGUGUGGUGGGAUGCCUUUACCACAGAGUUUUUUGAGGAUGACGCCAUGCUUACAAUCACAUUCUGCCUGGAGGACGGCCCCAAACGCUACACGAUUGGCAGGACAUUGAUUCCACGGUAUUUCCGGAGUAUAUUUGAAGGGGGGGCCACUGAAUUGUACUACGUGCUGAAGCAUCCUAAGGAGUCCUUCCACAAUAACUUUGUGUCUCUGGACUGUGACCAGUGUACGAUGGUCACUCAAAAUGGAAAACCCAUGUUCACACAGGUGUGUGUGGAGGGUCGUCUGUAUCUGGAGUUUAUGUUUGAUGAUAUGAUGCGGAUAAAGACGUGGCAUUUCAGCAUCAGACAACACAGAGAACUCAUCCCCCGCAGUAUCCUGGCCAUGCAUGCCCAGGAUCCACAGAUGCUGGAUCAGCUGUCUAAGAACAUCACGAGAUGCGGCCUCUCGAACUCCACUCUCAACUACCUCCGACUGUGUGUUAUAUUGGAGCCCAUGCAGGAGCUGAUGUCCAGGCAUAAGACUUACAGCCUGAGCCCCAGGGACUGUCUCAAGACCUGUUUGUUUCAGAAGUGGCAGAGAAUGGUUGCUCCACCAGCGGAGCCGGCGAGGCAGGCGCCCAAUAAGAGACGGAAGCGUAAGAUGUCGGGUGGCAGCACUAUGAGUGCAGGCGGUGCUUCCAACAAUAACAGCAACAACAAGAAGAAAAGCCCGGCAAGCAGCUUCCCUCUGUCCAGCCAAGUACCCGAUGUGAUGGUUGUAGGAGAGCCCACUCUGAUGGGCGGGGAGUUUGGGGACGAGGACGAGCGUUUGAUCACACGGCUGGAGAACACGCAGUUCGACGCUGCAAACGGCAUCGACGACGAAGACAGCUUCAAUAACUCGCCCGCGCUGGGCGCCAACAGUCCCUGGAACAACAAAGCGCCCUCCAGCCAGGAGAGCAAGAGCGACAACCCCACCUCGCAGGCCUCACAGUGAGACUGAGGGCGGGAGGGACAGGGCUUUGGGUCGGGAGGGGUUUUGAAGGAAGGAGGAGGCGGUGGUAGCCAUGUCGCGAAAAAAAAAAAAAAAAAAGGGGCGACUCACUCAUCUACCUACAGAACCAGGCUCACAAAAUGGCCCACACCUCUGGUCCCUGUGUCUCAGUAUGUUUGUGGAGGCUUAGGGUGAGGCAGAGCAGAUCUGAGAUAGAGAUGAAGUUUUUGGACCAGAGGUGAGAGCCAGAACUUUGAUAUAUUACACACAGGGCAACAGUGGAGGAUAUCUUGUACUGGGAUUUGUGUCAGUAUGGUCACAAACAUAUUUGUUGGUGUUUUAUGAAGUAAAUAACAUUCUGAGGAUGUGGAGAUUGUAGAUCCAGUAAAUUAUGAGGUAAUUUGUCCUCAGUGCGAAUGUUGAUGGCAUAAAACACUAAUCUGUACCACACGUAGUCACCUGACAGUACGUAAGAACAUACUGCAGGUCUCUCUUUGCCUCUUAAAAACAGUUCAGUUCAUUAAAUCAGUGACCACAUGGAUCCUAGUGGGCCUCCUCCCACUGUGCAAUUGUUGGGAAGGGUUCGUUCUUUUAAGGGUGAAAAGAGAGCAUUUAAAACUCAGCAUUUUGGAAAAAAAAAAAAGUUUUAUCCACAUUUUAUACCAGCCUCGAUUUCCCUAGAAUGUUUUUAUUUGAUUUUUUUCUUUUUUUACCGACAUUGAAAGCUACAGACCAAGGAGCUAUGGGAUCUUCAAGGUCCUUUAAAUCUCAACCCUCAAAUUAUAUUGGUUUGUAUUAUUUUUUAAAAGAGAGUAAUUUAGUGUGGGCUUUUAUUUCUUUUGUGUAACUUGUGCUUGUAUAUUUAAGGUAGUAGCAGAGUUCUGUAUAACUGUAUUGAAAUGUAUUCUUCCUUAGAGUUACCUAAAGCCAUCCUGAUCUAAUGUGUAAAAAAAAAAAAAAAGAAGAAAAAAAAAGAGAAAAAACACAAGCGUCCUCCUUUCCCUCUCUUGAAUUUAUGCAUUUGUGUAAAACUGAUUAAAAUCAAGGGUACAGUCACCAUACAAGAAGGCAGAUGUUUUUUUUCCCUUUCCAUCCUGGAAUCCUCAGUAUUUAUCUUUCAUUUUCUGGGCUGUUUAUUCACGUCCUGGAGUCUCUGUGCAUCAGUAGCUUGACGCUGGGCAGAAACAGUAGAAUCUAAAAGACCACACAAUCGAACUAUGUUGUCAUAAAGCUUUAUUUGAAAUAUCAGCACAUCACCAGUGUUUGACAUUACAGUUUGUGCGGCAUGUAUUCUUUCUCCUUUCACAGACACACACCCUCACAGAAUUCAUACACAAAAGCACUGGAGAUUAUAGGUUCUCAGUUGAUAUACUGCUAAAAACAAUACCUCUGUAAUUCACCUCACAGUUGUCUGAAUCAUAUGUAUAUCCAGAGGCACCGUGGGAAAUAAUGUACCGACUUCUUUCUUUUCUUUUCUUUUUUUUUUUUUUGAUUCUCAUGCCCAGUGUAAUGAGUGUAAAUUUCAAAUUGUAAUAUUUCUCUCAGCCUUGCACUUGCAAAUGAGACUGAAUUGUGACCUGUUCCUCUGCAGACCCUGUAGAAACCCCAUUUGAUACAUCUAUUUUUGUUUGUUUGUUUGUUUCUCUUAGUUUCUGCCCUUGA